UUUGACGAGAGACUCUUCUUUAAUUCGGUUUCAUAAAUGGAUCUGCGUAAAUACCCGUUGUGCCUGGAGUUCAUCCUUCUUCUAAUAGGGUUGUGUCAGUGUUUCAACAUAGAUGUAAAGCAUCCGCGCAUCUUCACCGGUCCAGCGGACGCUCUGUUUGGCUUCUCUGUUUUACAACAUGAAUACGAUGGAGAGAAAUCGAUGCUGGUCGGCGCUCCCUGGGACGGGCCGCCCAACAACAGGAAAGGAGAUGUGUACAAAUGCAUCGUGGGAGAGGAGAUGAACUCAAACUGCAGCAAAGUAAAUCUCGGUGAGGCUCUCCAGAACGUUUCUAAAAACCUGAGAAAUUCUCACCUGGGAAUGACGCUGACUCCAGAAUCUCCCGAUGGCUUCCUGGCAUGCGCCCCUCUGUGGUCUCAGGAGUGUGGUACCUCUAUGUUCAGCACUGGCAUCUGUGCCUCUGUCAGCGACGACCUAAAACCAAGAGAGACCAUCGCUCCGACAGCGCAAAGGUGCUCCACAUACAUGGACAUAGUGAUCGUGCUGGACGGCUCCAACAGUAUCUACCCCUGGUACGAGGUCCAGAAUUUCCUCAGCAACAUCCUCAGCAAGUUCCACAUCAGCUUGGACCAGAUGCAGGUUGGUAUACUGCAGUAUGGCGAGGUAGCAGUCCACGAGUGGUCUCUGAAGGACUACCAGACCACACAGGAGGUGGUGGAGGCCGCCAAGAACAUCAGCAGACAGGAGGGACGAGAGACGCGCACUGCAUACGCCAUCCACACGGCCUGCACCGAGGCGUUCAGUGCAGAGCGUGGAGCAAGGGAGGGCGCCACCAAGGUGAUGAUCGUAGUGACGGACGGAGAGUCGCAUGACGGCGAGGAGCUACAAGACGCUCUGAGCGAGUGCGUGGACAGAAACAUCACCAGAUACGCCAUCGCUGUUCUCGGUCAUUAUAUCCGUCGGCAGCAGGACCCAGAGACGUUCAUUAAGGAGAUCAAGUCUAUCGCCAGCGACCCCGAAGAGAAAUUCUUUUUCAAUGUGACCGAUGAAGCGGCGCUCAAUGACAUCGUGGAUGCCCUGGGAGAUCGCAUCUUUACCCUGGAAGGCACACUGGGCUACAACGAGAGCUCGUUCCACAUGGAGAUGUCUCAGAUCGGCUUCUCAACACACACACUGGAUGACGGCAUCCUGUUUGGGAUGGUGGGGGCCUACGACUGGGACGGUGGAGUGUUGAAGGAAGGGACCAACGGACGCAUCAUGCCGCCCAGAGAGGCUUUUGAGAGCGAGUUUCCACUGGAGCUUAAAAAUCAUGCUGCUUAUUUAGGUUAUACUGUGUCAUCUGUGAUAGUUGGAGACUGGAAAAGGCUGUAUGUGGCCGGUGCUCCUCGGUUCAAGCACAAAGGCAAAGUCAUCCUGUUUGAACUCAGCAAUGAGGGCGAUGUCAACAUCGUGCAAGCUCUCAAUGGAGAACAGAUUGGCUCUUACUAUGGCAGUGAGGUAUGUGGGCUGGAUAUUGACCAGGAUGGCAUCACUGAUGUCCUUCUGGUUGCAGCUCCAAUGUACCUGGGCUCAGGAAACAAGGAGACUGGUAGAGUUUACAUCUACACACUCAGUGGGGAGGAGGUGUUUGUAUCUAACGGUACUCUGAAGUCUGAGGACAAGUCCCAGGAUGCCAGGUUUGGCUACGCACUGGCGGCCGCUCCAGACCUCAACCACGAUGGCUUCACUGACCUGCUGGUUGGGGCCCCACUGGAGGAUGAGCACAGGGGGGCCCUUUAUGUCUACCACGGAGAUGGUAUUUACGUCAUACAAAAUUACAAGCAGCGUAUUUCAGGGUCAUCGAUUUCCCCCUCGCUGAAGUAUUUUGGCCGCAGUGUGAGUGCACGGUUGGAUUUGGAUGGAGAUGAGCUCAUAGACUUGGCAGUUGGAGCUCAGGGCAACGCUGUACUGCUCAGCUCUCGAAGCAUCGUCCAGAUCAAUGUGAGUCUGUCCUUCCAGCCUCACUCCAUCAACGUCAUUCAGAAGACCUGCCAGAGGGGAGGCAGAGAGUCAGCCUGUCUCAUUGCCACCGCCUGCUUCACAACCGUCUCCCGCUCCCCUGGACCACACAGCAACAGCUUCGAUCUGUGGGUGUCGGCCAUGUUGGAUGACAGGAAGUUGUCUGUGAGGGCGCUGUUUGACGAGAGCUCCCACCGGCAGACCCAGCUGGCGGUCCGAGUUCACAUAGGACAAACUCUCUGCUACAAACUGCCCUUCCAUGUCUAUGACACAGCCGAUUACAUCCGUCCAAUUAGCUUCUCGCUGCAGUUUAAGAUCAAUAAUACAGAGAGCGGUCCAGUGUUGGAUGAAGGCUGGCCAACAACUGUCAAGAAAUCUAUCCAGUUCUUUAAAGAUUGUGGUGAGGAUGAUGUGUGUACAACAGACCUGGUGCUACAGGCUCAUAUGGACAUCUCUGGGACAAGACAGAAGCCUUAUGUGAUCCGCAGCCCUCGUAGGCGUAUGGCGGUGGAGGUGCAGCUUCAGAACAGACUGGAAAACGCCUACAACACCAGCCUGACGCUGCACUAUUCACGCAACCUGCACUUCUCCAGCCUCAGCAUCAGGGAGGAUGCCCACUUCAAGAUUGAGUGUACAGCACUUGGCGCCAACAGCCACUCGUGUAAUGUCAGCUAUCCAGUAUUUCGCUCCCAGUCAAAAGUUAACUUCAUGUUGGAGUUGGAGUUCAGCUGCACAUCUCUGCACAGUCGAGUGCACAUGAAGCUUCACGCUGCCAGUGACAGUGUCGAGAGAGAGGAUACUUUGGGGGACAACAGUGUUCAGCUGCAGAGUUUUGUUCAGUAUGAACCAGAUUUGUUUGUUAGCAGUGACUCUAAUUUGAACCGAUAUGAGGUCCAUCCAACCCGGACUGUGUCGGAGGCAAUUGGACCAGAAUUCUACACUCACCUAAGGCUGCAGAACCUCGGCUGUUACUCAGUGAGUAAUCUGGAGCUGAGGCUGCAUCUGCCCACUGUGGCUGCAGGAGACAGAGUCUUCAUGACCGUCACCGAUGUCUCACACAAUGCCACAGGGGUGAACUGCAGUGUGCUGAGUGAUCUGGCCCAGCUGAAGGACAGACAGAGAGAUGUACGCUCCCUUCACCCUGAAGACAUGAUGCAGAAUGACAUACUGAACUGCAGCAGAUCAUGGUGCACGGAGAUUGUGUGUGAAGUGCAGCAGCUUCUCAGAGGGCAGACCGCCGCCAUUCGCGUCAGUCGCAGAGUUCACGAUGACUUUUUCAGAAAAGCCAAAUAUAAGUCACUGAGGAUAAUAGCUGCCUAUCGCCUCUCAGCUCAGGAAACUAACCUCAUCACUCUGGGCACAGGAGCAGUCUGGAGGGAGACUGUACUGGAGGUGCUAAAGGGCCGAGCUAUUCCCAUAUCGCUGUGGAUUCUGAUCGGUAGCAUAAUUGGUGGUUUGCUGCUACUGGCCCUCAUAAUUUUCAUACUCUGGAAGAUGGGAUUCUUCGCACGCAAACAAAGAGGAGAGGAUGAGAACCACGAGGACUGAGUCCAACUUUUGCUGCCAUGACAACAGUCAUUUGCCUUGACGACUACCACAUGAGCCGAGUCCACCUCUCACCAGGCACAGAGACACUUUGGACUCGAUACACAAAUGCAACAGGGACCUCCAAGACCGAGAGAGAGAGAGGGUCCAACGGAAAUGCACUACCCACUAUUUCCAGGGUCGGGAGCACUUAUGUAAAUAAUCUUUUUCUAAUUUUAUGGAAAGACCAAAGUGUAUUAAACCACAAUUCUUCUAUUUAAUAUGCAGACAUCUUCAUGGUUUUACAUUUCAAACAAUCACUUUGUCCCAUGUUUGUCUUACAGUUUUGUGUUUGUUCUUAAGU
Molecule: messenger RNA, 3886 nt
Organism: Cyclopterus lumpus (lumpfish)
Lineage: Eukaryota; Metazoa; Chordata; Actinopteri; Perciformes; Cyclopteridae
Gene: itga10
Product: integrin, alpha 10
Exons: 30
Coding region: 37-3546 (1169 amino acids)
Biological process (GO): cell-cell adhesion; cell-matrix adhesion; integrin-mediated signaling pathway
Cellular component (GO): external side of plasma membrane; integrin complex
Molecular function (GO): integrin binding
Source: RefSeq, a predicted model, not a curated record